AUGGCAAAUCAGCUCUCGCAGACGCAAUGCCUUACACAGGCAGCCACGUUGACGCCAUUGUCGACGUUUGGACCACCGUUGACAGGAGCUUUUCAUCAAUCACUUCAAUCACCCACAAUGGCGGCUGCGUGUUACUAUGGCUCAUCACAGUCGUUGAUGCCGAAUCAGACGGCCCACAUGAACUAUCCGUCGUUGAACACCACCUCGCCAUCGACGGAUUCUUUGUUUUCCGUCUCGACGUCGUUGAAUUCGCUACCAUCUGAAUGUCCGCCACGUCGUAGCGAUCUCGACCUGAAAAUGGAGACUCCUGACGGUGAUGAGACGGAUGAUUUCUUUGACUUGGAAAAGCAUCAGAAAGCUCGAUCGGCUUCCUUUGGCGGUUCGACACCCUACAGUACACAGCUGGAAAUCGCUCGACACGGACUAUUCGCCCCAUCCCUCGACACCAUCGGAAGCGUUGCCAGCGGUAUUCCGACACUUGUACUUCAAAAUACAGUACGCCAUUUGGGUACUGCUUCAGGACCUCAAGCUCCACCCACUAAAGCAGCAACCUUUGUAAUUUCCCAAUGUCUCAUUUUGCCGUUCGACAGCGACGUCCCGUGGCAAGCUGUUAGCUGA
Molecule: messenger RNA, 618 nt
Organism: Haemonchus placei
Lineage: Eukaryota; Metazoa; Nematoda; Chromadorea; Rhabditida; Trichostrongylidae
Source: the annotation of a GenBank genome assembly